Acanthosepion pharaonis is the source of this 1887-nucleotide messenger RNA. Lineage: Eukaryota; Metazoa; Mollusca; Cephalopoda; Sepiida; Sepiidae. The record is from the annotation of a GenBank genome assembly.
AUGGAUAACCGAAACGAAUUCAUUACAGCUUACUAUGGCAACCAGAGAUGGAGUACCAGCAAUGAUGGGAAAGAAAAAGGGACCUUUCUUUCUUUCUUUCUUUCGUUUUCUUUCUUUCUUUGUUUUUUCUAUCUAUCUAUCUAUCUAUCUAUCUAUCUAUCUAUCUAUCUAUCUAUCCUUUUUUUUCUUUUUUCUAUCUAUGUAUCUUUCUCAUUUUUUCUUUCCUUUUUCUAUCUAUUUUUCUUUCUUUCUUUCAUUAUUUCUGCUAUAUUUCUGCCUUUCUUUCUUUCUAUCUUUUUUCUUUCUUUCUUUCUUUCUUUCUUGCGGUUAUUUGGAUGUCUGUAUCUCUCGGUUUUCUUUCUUUCUUUCUUUCUUUCUUUCUUUCUUUCUUUCUUUACAUCGUGCUUUUUUAAUCUUUCUUUCUUUCUUUCUUUCCUUCUUUCUUUCUUGCGCUUAUUUGGAUGUCUGUAUCUCUCGGUUUUCUUUCUUUCUUUGUGUCUUUCUUUCUUUCUUUCUUUCUUUACACCGUGCUUUUUUAAUCUUUCUUUCUUUCUUUCUUUCCUUCUUUCUUUCUUGCGCUUAUUUGGAUGUCUGUAUCUCUCGGUUUUCUUUCUUUCUUUGUGUCUUUCUUUCUUUCUGUCUUUCUUUCAUCCUUUCUUUUUUCUGUUUCUUUUUUCUUUCUUUCUUUCUUUCUUGCGCUUAUUUGGAUGUGUGUAUCUCUCGGUUUUCUGUCUUUCUUUCUUUCUUUUUUUCUUUCUUUCUUUCUUGCCCUUAUUUGGAUGUCUGUAUCUCUCGUUUUUUUUUUCUUUAUUUUGUAUCUUAGUUUGUCUUUCUCUCUUUCUUUCUUUCUUUGCGACCCACAAGAAAACAAGUGGCCUCUUUACGGGACGUCUUACCCAACUGCAGAGCUGCACUCAGCUUUGCGGGGUUCUUUUUUUUUUUUCUUGGUUUGAUUUAACUGUCAGCUUCUUUCUUUCUUUUUUUUUCUUUCUUUUCUUUCUUUCUUUUUUCUUUCUUUCUUUCGUCCAAGUUUUCUGUCUUUCUUUCUUUCUUUCUUCCACUAAACCAUUCUUUCUUUCUUUAUUUCUUCCAGCAAAUCAUUCUUUCUUUCUAUCUUUCUUUCUUUCUUUCAUUAGUCCAAGUUUUCUGUCUUUCUUUAUUUCCUUCUCCCGGUAUAUCAUUCAUCCUUUCUUUCUUUCUUUCUUUCUUUCUUGCACUUAUUUGGAUGUCUGUUUCUCUCAUUUUUUUCUUUCUUUUUUGUCUCAGGUUUGCUGCCUUUCUUUUUUUUUCUUUCUUGUUUGUUUGUUUGUUUGUUUCUUUCUUUCUUUCUUCCUGCUUCUUUCCUUUUUUCUUUCUUUCUUUCUUUCUUUCUUUUUUUCUUUCUUUCGUUCUUUCUUUGUUCUGACUCUUCUUUCUUUCUUUCUUUCUUUCUUUCUUUCUUUCUUUCUUACUUUCAGUAAAUCAUUCUUUCUUUCUUUCUUUCUUCCAUCCUUUCUUUCUUUCUUUCUUUCUUUCUUUCUUUCUUUCUUUCUUCCAGUAAAUCAUUCUUUCUUUCUUUCUUUCUUUUUUUCUUUCUUACUUUCUUUCUUUCUUCCAGUAAAUCAUUCUUUCUUCCUUCCUUCCAUCCUUUCUUUCUUUCUUCCUUUCUUUCUUCCAUCCUUUCUUUCUUUCUUUCUUUCUUCCAGUAAAUCAUUCUUUCUUUCUUUCUUUCUUACUUUCUUUCUUUCUUACUUUCUUUCUUCCAGUAAAUCAUUCUUUCUUCCUUCCUUCCAUCCUUUCUUUCUUUCUUUCUUUCUUUCUUUCUUUCUUUCUUCCAUACAUCAAAGACUUGCCUCUGAGCCAAGUUUGCUAUCUCGUAUCUUCCGACAUUUUCCUUCUUGCAACUAA